Molecule: messenger RNA, 2380 nt
Organism: Schistocerca piceifrons (Central American locust)
Lineage: Eukaryota; Metazoa; Arthropoda; Insecta; Orthoptera; Acrididae
Product: serine/arginine-rich splicing factor 7-like
Exons: 4
Coding region: 1596-2033 (145 amino acids)
Biological process (GO): mRNA splicing, via spliceosome
Cellular component (GO): nuclear speck
Molecular function (GO): zinc ion binding; mRNA binding
Source: RefSeq, a predicted model, not a curated record
UCAGUGCUUAAACACAGGAGAAAACUGUUAGGACACCACGUGGUGUUUAAGACACUGUUGUGAGAAUUGAAACAUGUUACAUCAGAAUUUGAAGCAAAGACUGUUCCAUGAAGAGUCACAAAGGAAUUGUCAAACCCUGUUUAUUACACUAGAUAUGUAAUAAUAGUAAAAAGUAAGGUCAGAGCGCAGAAGAAUUAGAUCACUAAAGCAAAGGGUAGCAAUGCUUGUCAGUAGGCCCUAGUGAAUGGUUAAGUAAGGUAGAGAGAGAAGAAGAAAUUGCUUCCUGGAACAGCUGAUGCCAUUGGUGGAGUGUUACCAAGAGGUGGAACAGCAUGUUUGGAAGUAUAAGAAGCCAUAAAAUAACACAAAGGCAAAUGUCAAGUAAUAAAGAACACAGUAAAAGCUGAGCUAUUUAACCAUGAAUUCAAGAGAAUUGUGGGUGUGGCUGGGAAAGUCCAGGGGAGUAGUGGUACAGGAACAAUGGAGGAAUGCUGUCAAAGGGUCCACAUUUAAUAACAGAGAAGUAUAUAUUACCAUAGGAGCAAGGGAGUAAACAAGCAGGAGAGGACAGAAUAGAGAAAUUCAAAAACUCAUGGGUUUCACCAUUGUGCCUUAUCAAAGAUCCCUAUUUAACUUUAAAAUCUCAUUCUUCCUAAAACGUUUCUGCUUAUGCAGGUUGUUCAACUUCUGUACAAAUAAGUGAGAUGCCAGAUAAUGGAAAGAAGUGGUAGAAAGACCAAGGGACAAUAUCAAAAAUUACAGGGCAUUUCAUCUUACUUGUAUUGUAAGUAAAAUAUUUAAAGGGAUGAUUGAUAAAUAUAUUAGAGAAUCUUUGCAGAAAGUGAGGUGAUGGUGUAGAAGCCAUCAUGGAUUCAGAGCAAGGUUUUCAUGACUCUAACAGCUAGCUAGUUUUCAGCAGGGUAUAUCAGAUUGGCAGGAGAAGGCAGUUGAUUGUAUAGCCAUUUAUCUUUCCGAAGUAUUUUAGAAUGAAUCUCGUCGUACAGCCAACAAAACUGCAAGGGAUGGGUCCUAAUGAAACCAUAUUAUGUUGGUGCCCAGAAGUCUAUGACAGAACAUAAAUUGUGAGUAUGAGAGACUUCACAUCAAAUUUAACAAUAAUAGAGUUGUGCCACAAAGCUAUAAAUUAGGGCCAUUGCUGUGUGUGGUUCAUGUGAAUGAUUCAGGGGAAGUGAUAAAGUCAAAAUUGAAACUGUUUGCUACGAAGAAGUAAAAGAAGAAGAGGAAGAAGAAGAAGAAGAGAGAAGGAAAAAUAAUAAUGUGGGAGGCUAUGAGAUUCUACAGGAUGAUUUAGAAGUCAUCAGAAACUUGCCCAAAGAAGUGAAAUGUUGGUAAAUCUAAAGAAGAGUAAAGUUAUCACCUUCUCAGAUAGCACUUGUGCUAUAAGACAAGACUACAAGCUAUGACCUGACAGCAUUACAAUAGGACAACAAAACUGAUAUGUGGAUGUGACACUGAGUGCUGAGAAAUUAAAUUAGGGGGCGCACACAGGUCAGACAGUAAAGAAAAAUCUAUGUAGAAGAUAUCCUUAGUCCAUUUACAGAAAGUGUCAUCAGAUUUAAAUACAUGGGCCAAUAAUGGCAAAGCAUCAAGAUUAUGGUCAGUUGGACAAGGGGCUCAGUGUAUCAAAGAGAGACUUGGAACGUCUCUUUGAAAAAUAUGGGCGUCUCAAGGAAGUCUGGUUGGCCAAAGCUCCACCUUGCUUUGGUUUUGUAGUUUACCAUGAGAAAGAUGAUGCCGAAGAUGCUGUCAAAGCUACAAAUGGAAUAACACUUCAUGGCAGUCGUAUUAGAGUCACCUUCGCUCGGCCAAGGACUCGUGGGAAAGGUCGCAGGGGAUUUGAUCCCAAUAUGCGCUGCUAUCAGUGUGGAGAUAAGGGACAUUUCUCCAGGGAUUGCCCCGACACUCCAUAUGGAUAUAAACGCCCACCAUCCAGGUCACCACAGCCUAGGAGGAGACCACCACCGUAUCGAUCAUCGGGUGGUACACGAUACAGUAGGAGGAGGCGAUAUUGAUUGCUGUUGCUGUUAAGAACCAAGGGACAUUAUUCUCUUGUUACCAAAGUAAAUAAUUUAGUUAUUAUAUACAAUAACAUUAAUAAAAUAAAAUUUCAUCUUCACUGUAAUGAGAUACUGUGAAUUACUUGGGUAUUUAGGCACUGUAAGCAUUAAUGCAUUGUCAGUGCUUGGUUACUUAAGUAUUUCAUGGCGUAACUGGAGAAAUCGGAUACAUUGUGUAUUGGAUGUGAACGAUGCAUAUUUGAGUACAUAUACAAAUUGGUACAAAAAAUACAUUAGUUUGAAUUGUUCAUGUUUCUGAUGUCUGACUUAUGUGAUAAUAAAACUGAUGAAUUUACUUUUAA